CGCCGACGGGCUACAUCUGCGCCCGAGCGCUUAGUCUCCCCGUGCUCCGGUGCUGAAGUCUCCCGGGGACACGGACGCGCCGGCCGACAGGCUUGCCAUGACGACCCCGCUUGACUGAGCGACGCUCAACUCUCGGACGCCACCAUGCGGCAGCACAAACACAUUGAAGUGCUGCUGCUGCUGCCGUUGCUAAGCAGCUGGCCAGCAGUGGCUGACAUCAAAAUUGGUGGCAUUUUCGAGACGGGUGACGACGUGCUCGAAAUGGCCUUCAGCUCGGCCGUAGACCGGAUCAACACCAUGGGCCUGGGUGAACCCGGCGCCCAGUUUGUCACCCCGGGUUCACGUCUGCUAGCUCGCGUUGAGCACACCGAGCGUCUUGACUCCUUCCAGGCAUCGCGCAAGGUCUGCGCCUUGCUCGAGGAAGGUGUGGCGGCUGUGUUCGGUCCCCAGUCAGGCGAGGCCAGCGCCGCAGUUCGGUCGGCAUGCGCCGUGCUUGACGUGCCGCACAUGGAGACCCGUUGGGACUACCGCGUGAGGCCCGACAACCACUCUGUCAACCUGUUCCCGCACCCGGCCGCCCUGGGAAAAGCGUACCUGGACUUCAUUAAGCACAAGGACUGGCGCACUUUCGCCGUUCUUUACGAGGAGAAUGACGCACUGAUCCGGCUGCAGGAGAUCCUGAAGGACCCGUUGAUGCGCGAGCGCAAGGUUGUCGUCCGGCAGUUCGAGCCGGGCGUCGAGUACCGCAAGGUGCUCAAGGACGUCGGCAAGAGCGGCAUCAAGAACAUCGUGCUUGACGUGCCCAUUGAGCACGUGCACACGGCACUAAAACACGCCCAGCAGGUUGACAUGAUGUCCGAGUACCACAACUACUUCAUCACGUCAUUGGAUGCCCACACAGUGGAUAUGGAAGACUUCCAAUACGGCGGCACCAACAUCUCGGCCUUCCGCCUGGUCGACACCAACGCCAAGGAGUUCGAUGAAGUUGCCCGGGACUGGAUGACGCGGCGACUCCGCCAUGGACAGAAAGGCGAAGGCAGCUUGUACCGGAAUUUAACGACAAAAGUUGCUCUGAUGUACGACGCUGUGAGAUUGUUCGCCACGGCACUUCGAGACCUGCAGCCGAAUAAUGGGCCCAAGAUUCAGGUGCGACCACUUUCGUGCGAAACGGAGGAACCCUGGUCGCAGGGAAACUCUUUCGUCAAAUACAUGCGAAUGAUUAAUAUUCAAGGUCUAACUGGCAACAUCAGAUUUAAUCCCAAUGGGCACCGAACAGAUAUGAGACUUACCGUCAUGGAGAUCACUCACAAUGGACUCCGAGAGGCCGGUGAGUGGACAAUGCACGGUGGCAUCAACAUCACCACAAACUACUCACGACAACUCGAAGAGGCCCGUCUGCAUCUCAUGAACAAGACACUUAUAGUCACCACGCUCGUGCAACCCCCGUACACAAUGCUGAAAGAGAACCACCAAGAGCUGGAGGGCAACGCAAAGUACGAAGGCUACUGCAUUGACCUGCUCGAAGAGAUUUCCAAGCUUCCGGACAUCAACAUCAAGUACAAGAUUCGCGAGGUGGCGGACAAGGCGCACGGCAGGCGGGAUGACAAGAACGAAUGGAAUGGCAUGAUCGGGGAGCUUCUACAAGGGAAGGCAGACCUGGCCAUUGCCGACCUGACCAUUACGUACGUACGGGAGGAGGUAGUGGACUUCACGAUGCCGUUCAUGAACCUGGGCAUCAGCAUCCUCUACAAGAAGGCGGACAAGAAGCCUCCGUGGCUCUUCUCCUUCCUGGCACCCCUGUCCCUAGAGGUGUGGAUAUACAUGUCCACGGCCUUCCUCGGCGUCUCCCUCUUUCUCUUUGUGGUGGCGCGGUUCAGCCCGUACGAGUGGGUGAACCCCCACCCGUGCGACCCUAGGCCCGCCGAGCUAGAGAACCGGUUCACCAUAUGGAACACGCUCUGGUUCACCAUCGGCUGCCUGAUGCAGCAAGGGUGCGACGUGACCCCGCGGGCGCUGUCGACGAGAGUCGCGGCCGGCAUGUGGUGGUUCUUCACGCUCAUCAUGGUCUCAUCGUACACGGCCAAUUUGGCCGCCUUCCUGACAGUAGAACGACUCGUGUCUCCGAUCGAAAGCGUCGAGGACCUGGCCAAGCAGACGAGCAUCCAGUAUGGGUGCCUUGCGUCGGGAUCCACCCAGGCCUUCUUUAAGGAAUCCGAGUUCCCCACCUACAAGAAAAUGUGGCACGUGAUGCAGGCCGCACGGCCCAGCGUGUUUACCGAAUCCAACUACAAGGGCAUCGAACGAGUGCGCCGCGGAAAGUACGCUUACCUGAUGGAGUCUACCUCCAUCGAGUACGCCAUAGAGAGAAACUGUGACCUAACCCAGAUCGGCUCGCUCCUGGACAACAAGGGCUACGGCAUUGCCACACCGCCUGGGUCCCCGUACCGCACGAUGCUGUCCCAGGCGAUCCUGCAGCUUCAGGAGAGUGGCACCCUGCACGUGCUCAAGGAGCGUUGGUGGAAGAAGCGGCACAUCGUCAAGAAGUGCCCCAAGGAAGAGGCAAGCGCGUCCAAGGGCACCUCGGCCCUGGGCCUGGCCAACGUGGGCGGCGUCUUCGUCGUCCUGUUGACCGGCUCCUGCAUCGCCUGCAUCACGGCAAUCGUCGAGUUCAUCUGGCGCUCUCGCAAGGCGCUGCCAGAGGAAAGGGAACCCGUCUGUAUGGAACUAUGCCGCGAGCUGCGGUUUACGCUCACCUGUGGCGGAAAGAAGCCCGUGCGCACCAAGGGCGACGACCGGGUGCCACCUGGUGCCGGCAGCGGCGAGAACGGGCUGCCGUUCAUGCCUCUCACGGGCUACGGCGCCGUCGUCUCCAAGGACAGCUUCUCCUGACAGGACGAGCCCCGGGGCGCGCCCGACGACAAGUUCAGCACCUGCUACCGCCCUGUCCGGGAUUCCCCUAGAAGCUACCGGCCCGAGGACACCGUCGGUACCGAAGUCUAGACUCAGAGCCCUAGCAGCCACCGUUAGCCCCUCAGCCUAUUCCCACUUCACUCUCUCUCUCCUAGGGUCUGUCGCGCCUCGCACUUUAUCUGUUCAUUUAUCUUCGACAUUGAUCAUUGUGCACUGUUAAGUCUCGCCGCAGUAGUCUAACGUCAUCUCAAGGUUGAAGCUACCACGUCUCUAACCUUCAGCUGCCAGCGAGCACCGAGAAGAGUAGCUCCUCUUUGUUGGACUUUGUCGUUUCGAGUCCAGAGCUAGAGCCUGUUCAAGCAUUUCUUACUUUCAGAGAGCUGUAAUAAUGUUUAUAGAGGCUAGUCCUUAAUCCCGAGAGUUGUGUUUCGCUCAUGUUUAUGAUAUCCUAGCCCAUACAGCAAGCGCCACACUGGCCGGACUAUUUGAUGCUGAGAGUUGCAUGCCAGGAUACGAGAAGAAAGCGCGGCGGGAAUAGUGGCAUCAAUAUGCGCGGUUAAGUUCUUCACACGCUUGCAGCGUGGCGUUCGCCGCAUUGGUCAAGUCCCACGAACUGCGUGCACACGUGCAGUUCCAGAGGUUUUACGUAAGACGUAUCCGUGCUGGAUGUAACGGAUACCACAUGCGCCAUAUAUAGCAACAGGUAAGAAACCCAAGAUUGUUUGACCAUUGACAAAUAUAUUUUGUCUUACUUCAAGCAUAUUACUUCCUCUCACGUGCUUUCUCAACUGUCGUCAGUGUUGUAUUACGAAGAAACGAAAACACCCCUAUCCAAUUUGGAACAGAAUGUUUACGUUUCGGACCUACAAUAAAUGUUAAGGACGAGCGGGAAGGCUUGCGUCCGACGCAGUUCCUUGUUUAUAUGAUAACGACCGGUUUUCAUUCGAUGAUGUUUUCCAGCAUCCUUACCCGAGCGUUCUUAGGUUUGCUCUUGUGAGCACAGCAGUUGCAAUCGCUGUAUCAAAGAACAAUGUGAAAGUACGAUAGCUCCAAUGCAGCUUAGUUUCUGCGAGCGGGUUCCUUACUGCAAUGCAUUUGAAGCUCGAGUCAACUAACCUUUGUUUUAUAAAAUGAUUCAUUGAGAAAUUUAGCUGCCUUUGCACGCACCAGCGGAAUGCUACACGCACAGCCACAGCAUUUGACAGGCGAGCUAGCUUCGCCAUCCUAACCACAAAUGUACUUGGGAUUUUGAAGAAACAUCUUAGCAGUUUAGUACGAGCAAAUAAUAAGACCUCGUCUUUUUUAAUUAAUAGACUUUUUUCUCCAAAAUCCACACUCGGGGACUUUUUGACCAGACAGCUUGGCUAAAUGCUAUCAGGUUGUGUGUCACGAUCCGUUUUUCAAUCGCUCAUUAAAUGCAAUAUCUUUCACGGGUUAGCUUCCUGUCGUCUCUCGCUUGUACAGCUGAGACACAUUACAGCGAAGCACUACAUUCGUCAAAUGAACGUUUUAAAAGUUUUUUUCCUUUGUUUUCACUUCCGUCGAACGCGAGUGUGCCUGUGAUAGAUGAGGCCCUGAAGAAAGCUAUGGUGACUGGCCCUUUCUAAACUGUUACAUUAGUUACGCUGUUACGAUUUAAUUUCCUUAAGUUGUUCAUUGAGUGUAGUUUAAUUUUGGUCGUAAGUUUGUUAAUGAACGCAAGAUGGCCCCCUUUACGAAGCUGUGUGAACAGGUCUCUUUCCUACAAAGACAUAAAAGACUUCUGCAAGCUAUUUGCACCGAUUUGUGUGGAUGCCCUUUCAACAUUAUUGAGAAGUUGUCUUUCUCUUAUCGCUCCAUCAAAGAAGAGCUUUUCGGUCUUCGCAGACCAAAUUUUACAUUGGACUCGGCAAGAGCGAUAAUUUCUGAUACAUGCUUAUGCAUUUAAGAGUCAAGAGACAUACACGUUUAGGGAUCGAACACAAUUUGCGGUCUUGAUUUUGCAAAUAGAAGUGGUCUGACAAAUGUUUGACAAUAGUACAAAAAAGCACAGAAACUUCUAGUCAGAGAACACUAUAGAUUUGUGAAAGAGCCGGGUCUCCAAUCGACCAACGUUUCAUCAAAAACGUCAUGGUAUCAUAUCGUCUUUUUGAUUUACGUUCGACAAAACAUAAUAAAAUCACUACUACGUCUAAGCGUUCGAACGUAUAGUCGCAUUUAUGUAACUUAUCAAUGUUGGCAUUACUAGAGUUUCACACAAAGGCAUUGCGAUUGUUGUUGCACAAGAAAGUACGGAAGGUAUCGUUUUAAUUAAUACUACGCAUUUGCCGAACACUUGUUUAGCAUCAAUAAAAUUAUUGAGAGGUGCGUGAUAAUAUUCAAGGGUUCUCUAAAUGUAGCUACUCUUGGUUGAUUGCAUCGGUAUAUUCCUGCAAUAUCGUACUUGCUCAAUGAAGGGUAAUGUUCCUUUUCUUUUAACCAAUUUGUUCAUUUUACAAUACAUUUUGUGCAGGUUCACAGCACUCAGAUACUUAUAUGUUUUAGCACUACCUGGCGUAAUAAUACAAAUAAUUUAAAGCUCUUUUAUUAAUCAUUGUGGGAAUUAGUAAAUACGUAAUUAUUCGUGGUUUCAGGCUUUUGGGUAUAAAAAUGUUCUCAAGAACAGUCGAAAUUACUCCGGGGCAUAACACUAGGUUUUUUUCGGAAACAUUUGGUAACACAACAAUGUCUCUGGCUGACCGAGUUAUUCACAUUUGCCUUCAACCACCAUUGUAUUCGCUAAAAUUGGUGAUAUGAUCUGCACUCUUUUCAAGUUGAAGCAGUUCAUUCUCUGAAAUCUUUCUAAAAGCCUCGAAAACACCGGAAAAGUACGAUAUGCUCUUGGCUGUUCCGAAAGUUCUGUUGCUUACGUUUCCGUGAGUUUGCGUCGGAAUGAAAGUAAGACAAGUAGUGAGAGCGACUGGUUUCUGUCACCAAAUGUAAGUAACCUCAUACCAGUUAUAGCCACAAAAUGUGUACGCGCAGUUGUGGUGCUUUGAUUUUCGUUGAUUUUCCAUGUUUGGAAAGCAAGACAAACAGGCAUCGUUCUUUCAGUGAAGUGAACGUCUUUGGACUCCUACUUUCGUACGUUUUUUUUUCUUUUUGGUAUCAUAUUUCAUUGGCAAGUUUACUUUAAAAAGAAACCUGGAGACAGGCUAGGACGUCUUCAGCACGUUCGUACACCUUACGGAAGAACCACAAGACGAUGUCCCAAAUUCGCAUCGUUUACAAUCUGCUCAGAUUAUGCAGUUUAGUGCUACAGCUUCAGGUUGUACCAAUCGCGGUGCCAGCGAUGUCAUGUGUGAGCACACCUGUGCGUUUUUGAAGCGUUGUCAAAAACAGAGAAUAAUAGCAACUGGGCCGCAGAGUAUCGAUGUGUAUUGAAGUAGUUGUUGGUGCUUGUGGAUUCGACACGCGAUUGUACGACCAUGUUUUUUUUUCUAUCUAGUUGUGGGUACGUUGUUACAUAAAUGACUUUGUUCAUUUUUGGGGUCUGGUGCAAUCAUGAAGACAUCGCACUCAACUGUUUCAUUGUUCGAAGGCAAUGCUUGCUGUGUGUGUUCACAUCUUUUUGCAUUUGCCUGUAAAUAAAGUUUUUCGUUCACUCCAA
Rhipicephalus microplus (southern cattle tick) is the source of this 6538-nucleotide messenger RNA. RefSeq names its product glutamate receptor ionotropic, kainate 2. NCBI's taxonomy places the organism in Eukaryota, Metazoa, Arthropoda, Arachnida, Ixodida, Ixodidae. Gene Ontology annotation, biological process: monoatomic ion transport. Gene Ontology annotation, cellular component: membrane. Gene Ontology annotation, molecular function: signaling receptor activity; ligand-gated monoatomic ion channel activity. The record is from RefSeq and is a predicted model, not a curated record.